Messenger RNA from Cottoperca gobio, 3416 nucleotides. RefSeq names its product Tax1 (human T-cell leukemia virus type I) binding protein 1b (gene tax1bp1b). Lineage: Eukaryota; Metazoa; Chordata; Actinopteri; Perciformes; Bovichtidae. The record is from RefSeq and is a predicted model, not a curated record.
GAAGAGGGCAAGGGAAAGCACUGAACUGCGUCAACAAAUGUUUUAAGAUACAUUCGGAUAUCAGCUGCUGUUCAACAUGGCAUCUGGCCACUGCUGAGUUAUUUAUGGCACUGUUCCUGGGCGGGACUUUAUUAAGCAACAACAUGGAUACAUCAAACUUUGCCCAUGUCAUCUUCCAGAAUGUGGGCAAGAGCUACAUGCCCCAUGCUGCACUGGAGUGUCACUUUACCCUGUCGCAGUUCAUCAAACCAAAUCCGAAGGACUGGGUUGGCAUAUUCAAGGUUGGUUGGAGCACAGCGAGGGACUAUUACACAUUCUUGUGGUCGCCUCUCCCUGAGAACUAUGUGGAAGGCACCGCAGUCAACCGAAUAGUGGUGUUUCAGGGAUAUUAUGUGCCCAAUGACGAUGCCGAGUUCUACCAGUUCUGUUAUGUGACACACAAAGGGGAGAUCAGAGGAGCCAGCACGCCAUUCCAGUUUCGUGCCAACAGCCCUUCAGAGGAUGAGCUGCUGACUGUGGAGGAUGAAUGCAACUCUGACAUCCUGGUGGUCACCACCAAGGCCUGCUACCUUGAGCAAAAGAUGGAGGAAGCCCAGAGAGAGAAAGAGGAGCUGGUCAAAAGCAUGGCCCUCCUCCAGCAAGAGAAGGAGCAGCUGGAAGCUGAGAAAACGAUCCUGCAGAAGGAGUGUGAGCAGGAGAAAGAAUCCUAUGCCCAGCUGAGAAGAGAGAGCCAAGAGGUGCAGAAUUCUUCCCAGGCCCUGCAAGAGGAGAAAGUGGAGGUAAAGAGGAGGCUGGAGGAGGCAACAGCCAGAGUUAUACAGUUAGAGGAGGAUCUGAUUGGAGUCACCCAGAAGGGCCUACAAAAGGAAACCGAGCUGGACAGUCUCAAGGAUAGAGUGAAGAAACUUACAGCAGAGAAGGAGUCACUUGAAUCUCAUCUCAAGAACGAGAAAGAUGAGAAGGAACUCUACAAGAUUCACCUGAAAAACCGGGAGCUGGAGAACACCAAGCUGAGUGCAGAGCUGCAGAUGCUGAAGUCUGUGGAUGUGAACAAGGAAAACACAAUUGCCCAGUUUAAAGAUGAGGUGGGACGCCUGCAGACGUGCCUCACUGAGAAGGAGAAACAGUACAGAGAGAUCCUGGCCAAAGUUUCGCCCCUGGGGGAUAUGAAGAACCUGAAGGAGCAGCUGCGGCAGAAGGAAGAGCAGCUCCAGGCCAACCAGCAGCAGUCCUCCUUGUUAGCCGCCGAGUUGAGGGACGCCUCCAGCACACGUGACCGUAUAAUGUCUGAACUCUACCACAUGAAACUGGAGGCCGAUGCUCUUCGCCAGGCCAAGGCUGAAGCUCAGGCCCAGUGCGGCCGCCUGGAGCGCCUGGUCGAGCAGAUGAAGGCCGAGGCCAAGAAGGAAGCGGCCAAAGCAGAGGAAGAAGCCGCUGCAGACCCGGCGGUUUUAGCAGAGCUGCAGAGAGAGGUGGAGGACCUGAAGCUGCGCCUGCACAUGGCUGCAGAACACUACAAGGAGAAAUACAAGGAAUGUCAGCGACUGCAAAAACAAGUGCUUAGACUCUCAGAUCAGCAAGGGGAUCUGAAGAGAUGCUCGGCACAAGAGGCCUCAACGAUCCCUGCAUCAGUGAGUCCAGACACGUCAGUGCCAGGGAGUCCAGGUUCUGCUGAUCCCAUGCUGGAAGCCAUCUUCCAAGAGAAGCUCAAAGGCAUCAGCAGAGAGGCGACCGACAGGAAUGACAAGUACAGGAAAUGCAAGCAGCUGCUGGUGGAGGAGAAGGAGCGUAGCUGCAUGUUUGCUGAUGAGCUGGCCAAGAUGGAGGUGAAAUUUAAGGCACAACUGAAGACGAAUGAGAACAUGAAACUGCAGUUGGCAGCAGAGGAAGAUCGCUACAAGAGCCAGGUAGCUGAGAAGGGACGGGAGCUGAAGGAACUUAAGGACACACUAGCACUUGUUGUGAAGGAGAAGGAAAAAGUGGAGGGGGAGCUCCAGAAGGGCAGCAGCAGGAAGGGAGAUCAGGGGGCCAGUGAGAAAACCAGUUUGGAGAGUAUCCAGUCCAAUGUGCCUUUAUUCCUGCAGUACCCUGUCCCUUACACCCAGGAUGCCCCCACCCCCCUGCUGGUCUCCCAGAGCCCCAAUGAGGGAGAUGAGGAGUUCUCAGCUGACCAGCUUCUUAGGCUGCCCCCUGUGGGCCCACCCUCCUGGGACAGCAAUGUGGUGUGUAUCCAACCCACCCGCAACCACAGCCGGCCAGAAGGCCACGAGGAGUCCGAGGAAAAGCAAAACAACAACAAUGGUAAUACCAACGAACAGCCCGCAGCCACUGAAACUCAAAGCCCAUUUGUGACCGACGGACAAACUGCCUUCUGCUUUGAACCCAGCAUGGACAUGAAGCGGUGUCCGCUGUGUGAGGUCAUCUUCCCACCCAACUAUGACCAGAGCAAGUUUGAGGAGCACGUGGAGAGCCACUGGAAAAUCUGCCCCAUGUGCAGCGAGCAGUUCCCGCUGGACUGCGACCAGAAGGUGUUUGAGAAUCACGUGCGCACUCACUUUGACGGCCACACGCUCGACUUUGACUAGAGAAAGAGAAAACCCCCCCACAUCCGGUCUGCCUACUUCCUGUCGCCACUGAAAUAAAUCUGCCCUCUUUUCUGCAUGUAAUGGUGUGAGGAUCCAAUCUUUAGGACUAUACAGACUUUCGCUUUGUUACUUCAACUUAGAGAAAAACUUGGAAGUGAUGUGGCAUUUAAAAAAGUGACAUUCUAGUUCAUUGUAUAUGGCAGGGCUACAGAGGCAAACUCUUUUUUUUAAUAGGUGAAAGAUUUCCCUUCAUUUGGAUUUGAAGAAUAAUUAUAACAUGUGUGUGUGUGUAUAUAGAUAUAUAUAUCUAUAUACUUAAAAUUGACUCACACAAAUCUGUCAGAAUCAGGGAAAGAGAUAAGUGUUUACCAAACUUGCAUUUAAAAUUAUCCGACCAAAUGGUUCCCCCCCGUAAACAUCACUGUACAAGUCAUUUGCUCAUUCUUUAUAGAAAGCAGCCUGAGUGCACUAUAUGCAGCCAGGGAGAAAUAUUCAGUGAUUACAUUCAGACGUGAUGAUACAGUAUAUUAUCAGAUCAUCUAUUUUAGAAUAAUUAAAAGCCAAUGAUAUUGUGAAAGCCUUGAUGCUUUGUGUGUGAUGUAGAUAUGUUUUAUGUUAGGUUUCCUUUGUUUUGAGUUUGAAUUGUUCUUUGGGUUUUUGCGUCAGAAGAAUCUUCAUAUCAUCAGCUGAUCAGUGCAUGCUGAGCUUUUGUUAAACUUCCUUCUUUCUUCUCUUUUACAGUAAUAAGUUAUUUUAUCCAUAGAAAUGUUUAAUUUGUUCAGUGAGUUUCAUGUAUCUAAUAAGAACCAAUAAAGUCUGUUUGAAUCUGAA